UUUAUCUUCUUAAAAUUAAAUUGUAAACCUAACCCUAACCACGCUACUAACCCUUGCCUAACCCUAACCUUAAAUGCAGACCACAAAGCAAAUAGUUGUUGUAGGCUCGUAACCAAUUUUGACUUUGUGGCUGAGGAAUCUGACUGUGGAAGCUAGUGGAAACCACCCAACUCCCUCCCACCUGUCCUUAUCCCUAGACUGCGUUGCCGUGGCAACACUCAGCCAGCGUUGUGCGCUGGUGUGUUGUGCAAAAAUGGAAAGGAAGAUGGAGGAGAACAUGAGAGACGUCGACGCUGGCAGUGAAGCUGGAGGAGAGGAUGCCUUAGUGGGCAAUGUGAACAAGCUGAUGGUGACUCCACCAGGAUACACAGGAGUUCCACGGAAAGGCCACCUUGUCUUUGAUGCUUGCUUCGAGAGUGGUAACCUUGGACGUGUUGAUUACAUCAGUGAAUUUGAGUUUGAUCUGUUCAUCAGACCUGACACCUGUAACCCUCGCUUCAGAGUUUGGUUCAACUUCACAGUGGAAAAUGUGCGGGAGACACAGAGGGUGAUUUUCAACAUUGUCAACUUUAGCAAGACCAAGAGCCUGUAUAGAGAUGGCAUGUCUCCAGUGGUGAAGUCCACCAGCCGACCUAAAUGGCAAAGACUCCCGACUAAGAAUGUGUACUACUACCGUUGCCCUGACCAUCGGAGAAACUACGUGAUGUCUUUUGCCUUCUGCUUUGAUCGAGAGGAUGAUGUGUACCAAUUUGCUUACUGCUACCCCUACACCUACACCAGACUGCAGCACUACCUGGACAGCUUGGAGUGCAGGAACCUGGACUACCUGCAGAGGGAGCAGCUGGGGCUCAGUGUGCAACAGCGACGUCUUGACCUCCUAACCAUCACCAGCCCUGCUCAACAGAAUCCAGAGAAGGUGAAGAAGCUAGUUGUCCUCACAGCCCGUGUACACCCUGGGGAGUCGCCUGCAUCCUUCAUCUGCCAAGGAGUGAUUGACUUCCUAGUCAGCCAGCACCCUGUGGCCCAAACCUUGCGUGACCAUGUCAUCUUUAAGAUUGUACCCAUGCUCAACCCUGACGGCGUCUACUUAGGCAACUACAGGUGUUCUCUGAUGGGCUUUGACCUUAACCGUCAUUGGCAGGAGCCAUCCCCCUGGGCCCACCCCACCCUCCACGCCGUCAAGCAGCUCAUCGUCCAGCUCAGUCAAGACCCAGUAGGGCUAGAGUUCUACAUUGAUGUUCAUGCCCACUCCACCAUGAUGAAUGGCUUCAUGUACGGGAACGUGUUUGAGGAGGAGGAGAGAGUCCAGAGACAAGCCGUGUUUCCUCGCCUGCUCUGCCAAAACGCCCCAGACUUCUCCUUUUCCAACACGUCAUUUAACCGUGACGUGGUGAAGGCUGGCACCGGGAGGCGCUUCCUGGGUGGCCUGCUGGACGACACGUCCUACUGCUACACCCUGGAGGUGUCCUUCUACAGCUACAUGGCAGCGGGGAGCACGUCGCCCGUUCCCUACACAGAGGACACCUACAUGAAGCUUGGAAGAAAUGUUGCCCGCACCUUCCUCGACUACUACAGGCACAACAACUUCAUUGAUGACAACAAACUACAAAUCUCAAAUCACAUCAACAGUAUGGAGGUAUUGUCCCAGGGUCGACAGGGGAAUGGAAAUGGGAAUGGGAGGACUUCUGGGAGUGAGAGAAGAGCAGAGAGGAAGAACCAGAGUAUCACAGGAGAGUACUAGACACCUGGCAAUAACAUACUGGAGAGACCAGUCCAGUCUGACCACUGUAUAAGGUUCCUGACUCACAGCCCUACACUAUAUCCACACAGCCCUACACUAUAUCCACACAGCCCGACACUAUAUCCACACAGCCCUACACUAUAUCCACAC
Messenger RNA from Oncorhynchus tshawytscha (Chinook salmon), 1891 nucleotides. RefSeq names its product AGBL carboxypeptidase 4 (gene agbl4). The record is from RefSeq and is a predicted model, not a curated record. The transcript is spliced from 13 exons. Bases 254 to 1741 code for a protein of 495 amino acids. Gene Ontology annotation, molecular function: metallocarboxypeptidase activity; zinc ion binding. Gene Ontology annotation, biological process: proteolysis. Lineage: Eukaryota; Metazoa; Chordata; Actinopteri; Salmoniformes; Salmonidae.